Vicia faba (fava bean) is the source of this 2247-nucleotide messenger RNA. Lineage: Eukaryota; Viridiplantae; Streptophyta; Magnoliopsida; Fabales; Fabaceae. The record is from the annotation of a GenBank genome assembly.
AUGUUCUUCAUGUUUUGUUCCUCAACACUCUUGUCUCCUUCCUUUUCAAAAUUGUCACUUUCUCUUUCUUUGUUCCUCAAGAGAAUGAUUUCAAACACUUCUUCUAACUCUUUUUCACACUCUCCUAUCUCAUUGCUUGAAUCUUGCAACUCCAUGUAUCAAUUAAACCAAAUUCACUCACACACAAUCAAACUGGGUCUCUCUUCAAACCAUUUCUUUCUAACUAAAUUUAUAAUCUUCUGUUGUACAAACGAAUCCGGGGAUGUGUAUUAUGCACGUAAACUGUUUGAAGAAAUUCCACAACCAAGUGUGUUCCUUUGGAAUACUAUGAUCAAAGGGUAUUCUAGAAUAAGCUGUUGUGAGAAUGGAGUUUGCUUGUAUAAACUAAUGUUGAUCAAUAGCAUCAAGCCGGAUAAUUAUACGUUUCCGUUUUUGUUGAAGGGGUUUACCAAAGAUGUGGCUUUGAAGUAUGGGAAAGUGUUACUUAACCAUGCAGUGAAACAUGGUUUUUUAGAUUCUAAUUUGUUUGUUCAAAAGGCGUUUGUACAUUUGUUUUCGUUAUGCAGGCUAAUGGAUUUAGCGCAUAAGGUUUUCGACAUGGGUGAUGGAUGGGAAGUUGUCACGUGGAAUGUAAUGCUAUCUGGGUAUAAUAGGGUUAAGCGAUUUGAGGAAGCCAAGGGGCUGUUUAUUGAGAUGGAGAAGAAAUGUGAAUGUGUAUUGCCCAAUUCGGUUACUCUAGUUUUGAUGCUUUCGGCGUGCUCAAAAUUGAAGGAUUUAGAUGGGGGAAAUUACAUUUAUUAUAAGUAUAUAAGAAAUGGUAUUGUUGAACGUAAUCUCAUAUUGGAAAAUGCAUUGAUUGACAUGUUUGCAUCUUGUGGAGAAAUGGAUGCUGCACGAGGUGUUUUUGACGAUAUGAAGAUUCGAGAUGUAAUUUCUUGGACAUCCAUUGUUACUGGGUUUGCAAAUAUUUGUCGGAUUGAUUUAGCACGGAAGUUUUUUGAACAAAUGCCUGAGAGAGAUAAUGUUUCUUGGACUGCUAUGAUUGACGGCUACCUUAGAAUGAAUUGUUUCAAAGAGGUUUUGUUGCUUUUCCGCGAGAUGCAAGUGUCAAAUGUGAAACCUGAUGAGUUCACAAUGGUUAGCAUUCUAACAGCCUGUGCUCACCUAGGAGCACUUGAACUAGGUGAAUGGGCAAAGACUUACAUCGACAAAAACAAGAUUAAAAAUGAUACUUUUAUCGGGAAUGCUCUAAUAGACAUGUAUUUCAAAUGUGGGAAUGUUGAGAAAGCAAGGGAAAUAUUCAAUGUAAUGCAGAAUAAGGACAAGUUUACAUGGACAGCAAUGAUAGUUGGGCUCGCUAAUAACGGCCACGGUGAAGAAUCUCUUACUAUGUUUUCAAAUAUGCUAGAAGCUUCAGUUACACCAGAUGAAAUCACCUAUAUUGGAGUCUUGUGUGCAUGUACGCAUGUAGGCAUGGUAGCGAAAGGAAAAUACUUUUUCUCCAACAUGACCAUACAACAUGGAAUUAAACCUAACGUAGCACAUUAUGGAUGCAUGGUUGACCUUCUCGGUCGAUCCGGGCAUUUAAAAGAAGCCCUCGAAGUCAUUUUGAAUAUGCCACUAAAACCAAAUUCAAUUGUUUGGGGGUCACUACUUGGUGCUUGUAGAGUUCACAAAAAUGUACAACUAGCAGAAAUGGCAGUUAAGGAAAUACUCGAGUUAGAGCCUGAAAAUGGAGCUGUUUAUGUCCUGUUAUGUAACAUAUAUGCUGCAUGCAAGAAAUGGGAAAAUUUGCAUGAAGUAAGGAAAUUGAUGAUGGAUAGAGGAAUCAAGAAAACACCAGGCUGUAGUUUGAUGGAAAUGAAUGGUAUUGUCUAUGAAUUUGUUGCUGGAGACAAGUCACAUCCUCAGUCUAAAGAGAUUUAUGGAAAGUUAGAAAACAUGAAGCAAGAAUUGAUAAAUGCAGGGUAUUCACCUGAUACAUCUGAGGUUUUUCUUGAUGUAGGUGAAGAGGAUAAGGAAACUUCACUUUAUUGGCAUAGUGAGAAAUUGGCUAUUGCAUAUGCUCUUAUUAGUUUAGGAGAUGGAGUUACCAUAAGAAUAGUGAAGAACCUUAGAAUGUGUGUGGAUUGUCACCAUAUGGCAAAGGUGGUUUCAAAAGUUUACAACAGGGAACUAAUAGUUAGGGACAAAACCAGAUUUCAUCAUUUCAGGCAUGGUUUAUGUUCAUGUAAUAAUUUCUGGUAA